AUGUCUACCACCACCACCACCACCACCACUACUCCUGCUCAAACCAUCACAGCCGAGAACAUCCUCCACCUCUUCCCCGAAGUGAGCACAACCCUCAGCGCCGCCACCCCCUCUCGCCUCGACUCUCCCCACCAAGACGACGACCUCAGCGGCUACGAUGCCGAACAAAUCCGCCUCAUGGAUGAAGUAUGCAUCGUCCUUGACAAAGACGACAACCCCCUUGGUUCGGCGUCAAAAAAGAUCUGCCACCUCAUGACCAACAUCAACAAAGGCCUCCUUCACCGCGCAUUUAGCGUCUUUCUCUUCCACCCAACCACCCACAAGCUCUUACUUCAACAACGCGCAAGCGAGAAAAUCACAUUCCCGAAUAUGUGGACCAAUACCUGCUGUUCGCACCCGUUGGCCCAUCCCACAGAGACAGGCCACGGCGAUCUAGCAUCGAAUGUCGAGGGCGCAAAACGUGCAGGGCAGAGGAAGUUGGGCCACGAACUCGGAAUCAAAGCCGAGCAGGUUCCCGUAUCGGAAUUCGAGUUUCUGACUCGGAUACACUACCUCGCGCCCUCAGAUGGCAAGUGGGGCGAGCACGAGAUCGACUACAUACUCUUCAUCGAGGCGGACCCAGAGCUGGAUAUCAAUGUGAAUGAGGUGCAGGACACGGCGUGGGUUAGCCAGGAGGAAUUGAAGCAGCUGUUCAGGGAUGCGGAAAGGAGGAUCGGGAAGGGCAGGGACUUCAAGUUCACGCCAUGGUUUAGGCUAAUCUGUGAGAGUAUGCUUUUUGAGUGGUGGGAUGCGAUGCUUAAGGGUGAUUUGGGGAGGUACAUCGGGGAGAGUGAGAUUAGGAGGAUGUGA
Endocarpon pusillum Z07020 is the source of this 849-nucleotide messenger RNA. Its product is annotated as Isopentenyl-diphosphate Delta-isomerase. Gene Ontology annotation, cellular component: cytoplasm. Gene Ontology annotation, molecular function: isopentenyl-diphosphate delta-isomerase activity. NCBI's taxonomy places the organism in Eukaryota, Fungi, Ascomycota, Eurotiomycetes, Verrucariales, Verrucariaceae. The transcript has a single exon. Bases 1 to 849 code for a protein of 282 amino acids. Gene Ontology annotation, biological process: isopentenyl diphosphate biosynthetic process; isoprenoid biosynthetic process. The record is from RefSeq and is a predicted model, not a curated record.